Molecule: messenger RNA, 956 nt
Organism: Hirundo rustica (Barn swallow)
Lineage: Eukaryota; Metazoa; Chordata; Aves; Passeriformes; Hirundinidae
Gene: DIO3
Product: iodothyronine deiodinase 3
Exons: 1
Molecular function (GO): thyroxine 5'-deiodinase activity
Source: RefSeq, a predicted model, not a curated record
AAAGAGAAGCGGGAUCUCAGCUGUGCUGCACAGACCCCGGCACGCAGGGUGCGUGGGGGCCCCCCGGCAGCCAGCACCCUGCUGCACAAGCCGCUGCGAUGCUCCACUCCGUCGGCGUUCACACCUUGCAGCUGCUCACCCAGGCGGCCGCCUGCAUCCUCCUGUUUCCCCGCUUCCUGCUCACCGCCGUGAUGCUCUGGCUCCUGGAUUUUCUGUGCAUUAGGAAGAAGAUGCUGACGAUGCCCACGGCAGAGGAGGCGGCCAGCGCCAGCGAGGAGCCGCCCCCCGACGACCCCCCGGUCUGCGUGUCCGACUCCAACCGCAUGUUCACCCUGGAGUCGCUGAAAGCCGUGUGGCACGGGCAGAAGCUGGACUUCUUCAAGUCGGCCCACGUGGGUUCCUUGGCCCCUAACCCCGAGGUGAUCCAGCUGGACGGGCAGAAGAGGCUCCGCAUCCUGGACUUCGCCCGCGGCAAGAGACCCCUCAUCCUCAACUUCGGCAGCUGCACCUGACCCCCGUUCAUGGCCCGCCUGCGGUCCUUCCAGCGCCUGGCCGCGCACUUCGUGGACAUUGCCGACUUCCUGCUGGUGUACAUCGAAGAAGCACACCCCUCCGACGGCUGGGUCAGCUCGGACGCAGCCUACAACAUCCCCAAGCACCAGUGCCUCCAGGACAGGCUGCGGGCAGCUCAGCUGAUGAGGGAAGGGGCACCCGAUUGCCCCCUGGCCGUGGACACCAUGGACAAUGCUUCCAGCGCCGCCUACGGCGCCUACUUCGAGAGGCUCUACAUCAUCCAGGAGGAGAAGGUGAUGUACCAGGGAGGCAGAGGACCAGAGGGCUACAAGAUCUCGGAGCUGCGGAGCUGGCUAAACCAGUACAAAACCCGGCUCCAGAGCCCCAGCACGGUGGUCAUCCAAGUGUAAAAAGGACCUGGCAAGAAGCGCAGGGGUGGAGAG